Messenger RNA from Photinus pyralis (common eastern firefly), 2323 nucleotides. RefSeq names its product gamma-aminobutyric acid receptor subunit beta (gene Rdl). Gene Ontology annotation, molecular function: chloride channel activity; neurotransmitter receptor activity; GABA-A receptor activity. Gene Ontology annotation, cellular component: neuron projection; membrane; synapse. Gene Ontology annotation, biological process: signal transduction; nervous system process; chemical synaptic transmission. The coding region runs from base 108 to 1517 and encodes 469 amino acids. The record is from RefSeq and is a predicted model, not a curated record. NCBI's taxonomy places the organism in Eukaryota, Metazoa, Arthropoda, Insecta, Coleoptera, Lampyridae. The transcript has 9 exons.
GCCCAGCGACCACUCCUAGUAUCGGAGUCUGAUGAGACACACUAGUCUAACGAGUGAAGUGUGCGGAUAUGCCGAGAAACAGGGGACACGUGUAGCCGCCCCAGGCAAUGGGGCACAGCCGGGUGGUAUGGCCAGCCGCGCUGCUGGCCCUCAUCCUUCCUUGGGCUACUGCCGCGACACCAGGGGGUAGCAUGUUGGGUGAUGUCAACAUAUCUGCCAUACUGGAUUCGUUCAGUGUCAGUUAUGAUAAAAGAGUAAGACCUAAUUAUGGAGGCCCGCCUGUGGAGGUGGGAGUCACCAUGUACGUGCUCAGUAUCAGCUCCGUCUCUGAAGUAUUAAUGGAUUUCACAUUGGAUUUCUACUUCCGACAAUUCUGGACGGAUCCACGCUUAGCGUUCAGAAAAAGGCCAGGCGUGGAGACUCUUUCAGUUGGUUCGGAGUUUAUCAAAAAUAUUUGGGUACCGGACACUUUUUUUGUAAACGAAAAACAAUCGUACUUCCACAUUGCUACAACUUCCAAUGAAUUCAUAAGAAUACAUCAUUCCGGUUCGAUAACGCGUAGUAUUCGCCUUACAAUCACCGCUUCGUGUCCUAUGAACCUUCAGUAUUUUCCGAUGGACCGUCAACUAUGCCACAUAGAAAUUGAAAGUUUCGGGUACACAAUGCGAGAUAUUCUAUAUAAGUGGAAUUCGGGAUCAAAAAGCGUCGGAAUUAGCAACGAGGUGGAGCUGCCGCAGUUCCGGGUGCUUGGCCAUCGGCAGAGAGCGACUGUAGUUAACCUAACCACAGGAAAUUAUUCACGAUUGGCAUGCGAAAUACAAUUCGUUCGUUCAAUGGGUUACUACCUCAUCCAAAUAUAUAUCCCGUCCGGCCUGAUUGUCAUCAUCUCCUGGGUGAGCUUUUGGCUUAACCGCAAUGCAACUCCCGCAAGAGUGGCAUUGGGUGUAACCACUGUACUCACGAUGACCACGCUGAUGUCAUCCACGAAUGCGGCAUUACCCAAAAUUUCGUACGUAAAAUCAAUCGAUGUAUACCUCGGUACAUGUUUCGUAAUGGUAUUCGCCAGCCUUUUAGAAUACGCAACCGUUGGCUAUAUGGCCAAACGUAUACAGAUGCGAAAAAAUCGUUUUCUCGCCAUACAAAAGAUUGCCGAACAAAAGAAGAUAAACGUCGACGGCGGGCCGGAAGGCGAUCACGUGCCCAAACAAACAGCGGUCAGAUUUAAGCACAGCAAGGGAGGCACUUUAGAGAGUACGGUGAACGGCGGUCGGGGAGGAGGAGGAGGCGGUGGCGGUGGCGGCGACGAGGAGCAAGGGGGCCCUAUUGCCCAGCACAUUAUUCAUCCGGGAAAAGACAUCAACAAGCUUUACGGAAUUACGCCUUCAGAUAUCGAUAAGUACUCCAGAAUCGUGUUUCCGGUGUGCUUCGUGUGUUUCAAUCUUAUGUACUGGAUUAUCUACUUACACAUCUCCGAUGUGGUCGCGGAUGACCUAGUGUUGUUGGAAGAGGACAAGUAAAUAAAUUUUUGAAAGGAACUCAUAAACAUUCGUGAAUUUUUAAUAAAGUGAGACUCGGAGCGAAUGAAUUCCAAUAGUACAUAAACCAACGACCCUUCUUUAGUAGACAAUUUAGCCAGUUCGCGUAGCCUUCACUACGGAGAUAUUUUAUAUAGAAGACGUUUCACCCCGUUGCAAUUUGAAUAGUAUCUAAAUACCUACAGCGCAGGAUUGCGAUUCUGUUAUUUUUAUUCGCAAAGUUUAACGAUAUAUUUUAUACCGAUGAUUUAUUCUAGCUUAGCUUAACUUAUCUACCUAUAAGUUCCCUUUUUGUACUUCCGGCACCGACCAUGGCCGCACAUAGGUAGAACCAAGCACCGUUCGCAACUCCCUGCAUCCCCAAGAACAAAAAAAAACAAUGCUCCUGCAGGGAUUGCCACCAAAACACUAUAAAGCCGUUGACUCGGCGAAACGAAAUUCUAAAUUGUAAUAUAAUUACUAUAGUUAGAAUAUGCAAAUAGACAUUACGAAAUUAGCAACACUGAUUGUAAAUAUAAUUAGAUACCGUAUAAGCGUAAGUGAUAACUAUGGUAGUAGCAAAUAACAUCGUUAAAACGAUUACGAACUAUAACCUGAAAAACGAUGCACUGAGUUUAAAAAAUCGACGAAGGGGCGCUCUCAUGUAAAUAAUAACGUUACCACACAUUCCAUACGUUACCACCACUUCAUACUGUUUCCCGACUUCCGCACUUUGCACAAAGGUCAACAAUUUGAACGUUACGAAGCAACAUAAUAAUUUCCUUCUUAUGAAAAAAAAAUGAAAUAAA